UGAUCUUUACCGCAUAAAAAUCUGAUCUUUAAGUGAGUUUUGAGUAAAUGAUUGGUAGAUGAAAUGCAAAUCUGUUGUUAAAGACAGAUUUCAUGGGUUCUUGUUUUAGUAUUGAAGAAGAUGAAUCAGAAUUCCGACCACAUAACAAGCCAGUUGGGCAUGGAGUUGGCGGAUAUCCUACCAGGUCAAAUCCUGUAAUUCCCCAGAACACAGAUCUAUAUGCUCAUGAAACUGAUAAGGCAAGCAGCAUCGUGGUAAUUCCCAAAAAUGUGAAGGACCUUCGGCAGAAUCCUGGCGACCUUGAUAUCUUCACAUAUGAAGAGAUGAAGUUGUCUACGAAGCACUUUCGACCAGAUAAGGUACUUGGAGAGGGUGGAUUUGGCAUUGUCUACAAAGGAGUCAUUGAUGAAAAUGUCAGGCCAGGAUACAAGACCACCUAUGUUGCCAUUAAGGAGCUUGAUCCAGAAGGUCUUCAGGGCGACAGGGAGUGGCUGGCAGAGGUGAACUACUUGGGGCAGCUUAAACAUCCAAAUCUGGUGAAGCUGAUUGGAUACUGCUGUGAGGAUUACCAUAGACUGUUGGUUUAUGAAUAUAUGGAAUCUGGCAGCCUGGAAAAGCACCUUUUUCCAAGAGUGUGUGCGACUCUAACUUGGUCAAGAAGAAUGAGAAUUGCUUUGGAUGCUGCUAAAGGGCUUGCUUUUCUGCAUGGAGCUGAAAGGCCUAUAAUAUACAGGGACUUCAAGACGUCAAACAUUUUGUUGGAUGCGGAAUUUACUGCAAAGCUUUCUGACUUUGGACUUGCAAAAGAUGGACCCAUGGGAGAUCAAACACAUGUUUCAACUCGUGUAAUGGGCACUUAUGGCUAUGCUGCUCCAGAGUAUGUCAUGACCGGACAUUUAACAGCCAGAAGUGAUGUUUAUGGUUUUGGCGUUGUUUUGCUUGAAAUGCUCAUCGGAAGGAGAGCAAUGGACAAAAGUAAACCUAGCCGGGAACAUAACCUUGUAGAGUUUGCUCGACCUCUCUUGAAUCAUAGCAAGAAGCUUUUCCGGAUAAUGGACCCAAGACUGGAAGGUCAAUACUCCUCGAAAAUUGCUUUAAAAGUUGCCAAUCUAGCCUAUCAAUGCCUAAGCCAAAACCCAAAGGGAAGGCCUGUCAUGAGUCAAGUUGUUGAAAUACUUGAAGCACUUCAACCACAAGAUAAAGGCGAAGAAGCGAUUCUUAUGACUGGAAGUGGGAGUGUCACAUUGUAUGAAGCUAAAGCAAAUCCACUCAAAUGUGAAAGCGAAAGGGAAGCUGUUGCUGCACAAAAGAGUACACAAACAAAUGGAAGAAGCAAGAGUGAGGUACCAAAGGAAUGUGACCUUUAUAGUCCUUCUCCUGAUCUGGUACUCGACGUGGGAUCAGUUUCUUCAAGAAGUUGAAAAGCUACCAAGCAAAGCUAAGAUGAAGCUAGUGUUGUUGUACCAAAUGCAUCUUUGUUAAUCCGCAUUACGUGUCUUUUCUCUUCGCAUUCCUUCAUUGGAGGAACUAUCAAUAUUUGGAAGACAUCAUGUGUCGUUCCGUGUCUAUUUUGUUUUGUUGUAUUGAGGAACUGCCUUAGCAAUGAGACAUUUGGUAAUAUUAGGGGAAAUAAUAAGGUCCCUCCGAAGGAGGGAUCUAGCGUCAAGCAUUAUUUAGACCAAA
Lycium ferocissimum is the source of this 1683-nucleotide messenger RNA. Its product is annotated as probable serine/threonine-protein kinase PBL17. Bases 93 to 1421 code for a protein of 442 amino acids. Gene Ontology annotation, molecular function: ATP binding; protein kinase activity. The transcript is spliced from 6 exons. Gene Ontology annotation, biological process: protein phosphorylation. The record is from RefSeq and is a predicted model, not a curated record. NCBI's taxonomy places the organism in Eukaryota, Viridiplantae, Streptophyta, Magnoliopsida, Solanales, Solanaceae.